Synchytrium microbalum is the source of this 333-nucleotide messenger RNA. RefSeq lists its product as uncharacterized. The transcript is spliced from 6 exons. The record is from RefSeq and is a predicted model, not a curated record. Lineage: Eukaryota; Fungi; Chytridiomycota; Chytridiomycetes; Synchytriales; Synchytriaceae. Gene Ontology annotation, biological process: mitochondrial electron transport, cytochrome c to oxygen; mitochondrial electron transport, ubiquinol to cytochrome c. Gene Ontology annotation, molecular function: heme binding; electron transfer activity. Gene Ontology annotation, cellular component: mitochondrial intermembrane space. The coding region runs from base 1 to 333 and encodes 110 amino acids.
AUGGCCGAUAUUCCAGCAGGUGAUCCAGUCAACGGUGCCAAACUAUUCAAGACUCGAUGUGCGCAAUGUCAUGUCGUUGAAAAGGGCGCCCCACAUAAAGUAGGCCCAAACCUUGCCGGUCUGUUUGGCAGAACUUCAGGAACCACUGCUGGCUUCUCGUAUUCUGCUGCCAUGGAAAAGAAGAAGGUUGUUUGGGAUGAUCAACAGAUGUUUAUUUACCUCGAGAACCCAAAGAAGUUCGUUCCUGGAACCAAGAUGAUCUUCCCUGGUUUCAAGAAGCCUCAAGAACGUGCUGAUGUCAUCGCUUACUUGCACCAAGCUGGUGACAACUAG